ACUCCGCUAAAAGUAGCUCAAACAUCAACAAAGUUAACCGCUUAAACCCUAAUAGGUGUGCGCAGUGCUUAACAGCUGUGAGGAAAUUAACAUCCAGGCAGGCAUGUCUGGCUGGUGGCGGUUCGRCUGGAACACGUCCGAUGAUGAUGACCCUUUCAUUGACCGGUUGUUUGGGACCGGUCCAGAGAGCCUGUCCCAGGCCAUCAGAGCUGCUGCACCUGAAGAACCGGACGCAGACGGCAGUGUGCAGUUCGGCAGCCUGCGGGGGACUGUGGUCGGCCUCAGAUAUUACACCGGGGUGGUGAACCGGGGGGAGAUGGUGGGUUUAGUGCGGGAGCCUCAAAACCAGUACGAUCGUAACGCGGUGAAGGUCACCAACGUGUACGGGAGUCAGGUUGGACACAUCAAGAAGGAGCUGGCUGCAGCCAUGGCCCACGUGAUGGACAACAACUUGGCUAAAGUGGAGGGGGUGGUGCCCUGGGGGACGAACAACACCUUCUCCAUGCCCGUCAUGUUGUCGUUCUGGGGGAAAGAGGAGAACAAAGACACUGUGCUGAAGUACAUGGCAGGUCGAGGAUACAAACUGAACACAGAUGGAAGCGGGUCAACAGGUGGCUCUCAGAAAUCAUCCAGCAGCUCAGGUGCUCGUGCCUUUUCAUCCAAGAAAGGUGUGACCAUCCCACUAACUGCAGAGGAGUUAAAGAAUGCGUUUGAUAACUUGUUUGAAGGUUUGAUGGAGAGUAAAGAUGGGGAGAAGGAAGCAGCUGAGGCUGUGGCCACUCCCCUCCUUCCUCACCAGAARCAGGCUCUGUCCUGGAUGUGCUCUCGGGAAAACAAAGACACGCUGCCUCCGUUCUGGGAGAAGAGAGGCGAGCUGUACUACAACAUCCUCACGUGUUUUUCUGCUAAAGAAAUACCAGAAAGGGUCCGAGGUGGGAUCCUGGCAGAUGACAUGGGACUGGGUAAAACUCUGACAACAAUCGCACUGAUCCUCACCAACUUUCACAAAGGAAAGCCCCUGCCUGUGGAGAAAUAUAAGCAGUGGUUCUCACCGACCAAAAGUAACACUAAACCUGAGGAAAACUGCAAACAGGAAGAAAGCAGCAGCAGAGCAGAUGUUAAACCAGGAGAGAUGAACCCUGCUGGUUCUCAGAGCUCAGACCUUCCAAAGGAGGAGGUGAUUGAUGUUGAUGCAGCAGAUGUGGCGGUGGGAGAAGAUGAGCCACAAGAACAUCUGUUAAAGAAGAAGAAGAAACCGACCAAGCGGAAACCCAGUAAAGACCCAGUUGUGUUUGAGGAUUUUGACUUUGCUGCAGCUCUGAGCAGCUCAACAUCAGAUCCAGGCCCGAAGAAGAAGAAGAAAACUGCAGAAAAGAUCAAACAAGAUGUGCAAUCAUCCAUCAUCGACGACACCGAGGACUUAUCUGUGAGAGCGACUCUCAUCAUCUGUCCUCUCUCGGUCCUCAGCAACUGGCUGGACCAGUUUGAGCAGCACCUCAGUUCUAACGUGAAGCCAAACAUCUAUCUGUAUUACGGCUCGGAGCGCAACAGGAACAAGAAGUUCCUGUCCUCUCAGGAUGUGGUGAUCACCACGUACAACGUGCUCUCUGCUGACUUUGGGARUAAAAGUCCCCUGCAUGGUAUUAAUUGGCUGAGGGUGGUCCUGGAUGAAGGACACGUCGUAAGAAACCCAAACGCACAGAUGAGCAAAGCUGUGCUGGAACUGAAAGCUCAGCGGCGCUGGAUUCUCUCAGGUACUCCUAUCCAGAACAGUGUGAAGGACCUGUGGAUGCUGCUGGCCUUCCUGCGUCUGAAGCCCUUCGAUGUUCGGGAGUGGUGGAACAGAGUGAUCCAGAGACCCGUCACACAAGGAGACAGAGAAGGCCUUCAAAACCUCCAGAACCUGGUGAGGUGCAUCACCCUGAGGCGGACCAAGAGCAGCGAGCUAAACGGCCGCCGACUGGUGUYGCUGCCGGAGAAGUCUGUGUUUGUGGAGCAGGUGGAGCUCAGCCCGCAGGAGAGGGAGGAGUACGAGCUGGCACGUACCGAGGGCAAACGUACCGUCGGCAGAUACGUAGCUGAAGGGUCGGUCUUGAGGAACUAUGCUGAUGUUCUCGCCAUCCUGAUGAGGCUCCGCCAGCACUGCUGCCACCCUGACCUGCUGCCCAACACACCAUCAGAUUUAGGCACAGCGGCGACGCCCGCAGAGCUGCGGGAGCGUCUGAUAGAAAAGCUGCGGUUGGUGUUGGCCAGCGGCUCCGACGAGGAGUGCUCCGUGUGCCUGGACUCCAUCAACCUGCCCGUCAUCACGCACUGCGCCCACGUUUACUGCCGACCCUGCAUCGCCCAGGUCAUCAGCAACGAGCAGGAGAGGGCUCGGUGUCCUCUCUGUCGAAGUGAGAUCAAGACCAGUGAGCUGGUGGAGUUUCCACCAGAGGAGAUGGAAGAGGACAGAAGUAGGAGCUCCGAGAGGUGGAGGACGAGCUCAAAGGUGAAGGCUCUGAUGGGAGGCCUGCUGCGUCUGCGAUCAGAGGACAGCAGCGUUAAAUCUCUGGUUGUCUCACAGUUUACACGCUUUCUCACCAUCCUGGAGACUCCACUCAGGGAGCACGGCUUCAGUUUUGUGCGUCUCGACGGCUCAAUGAACCAAAAGAAGAGAACUCGAGUCAUUCAGGAGUUUCAGAGCUCUGCAGCGGACGGCCCUACAAUCAUGCUCCUGUCACUCAAAGCUGGAGGGGUGGGGCUUAACUUGACCGCCGCCUCUCACGUUUUCCUCAUGGACCCUGCAUGGAACCCAGCUACUGAGGAGCAGUGUAUUGAUCGGUGCCAUCGUUUGGGCCAGGAGAGGAACGUUGUGGUCACCAAG
Molecule: messenger RNA, 2866 nt
Organism: Austrofundulus limnaeus
Lineage: Eukaryota; Metazoa; Chordata; Actinopteri; Cyprinodontiformes; Rivulidae
Gene: hltf
Product: helicase-like transcription factor
Biological process (GO): DNA repair
Cellular component (GO): nucleus
Molecular function (GO): ATP-dependent activity, acting on DNA; zinc ion binding; ATP binding
Source: RefSeq, a predicted model, not a curated record